Messenger RNA from Syzygium oleosum, 910 nucleotides. Its product is annotated as membrane steroid-binding protein 1-like. The record is from RefSeq and is a predicted model, not a curated record. Lineage: Eukaryota; Viridiplantae; Streptophyta; Magnoliopsida; Myrtales; Myrtaceae. Gene Ontology annotation, cellular component: membrane; endomembrane system. The transcript is spliced from 2 exons. Bases 85 to 657 code for a protein of 190 amino acids.
UGGUAGGUAAAUCGUGCGAAUGGACGUCGACGAGCUGAUGAUUAAUCACCAUUUCAUGUUUCGGCUCCCCGAGAUUCUCUCGACAUGGGGCUUCACGCGGCGGCGACGGAGGCGAUAGCGGCGUACACGGGCCUCUCCCCGGCGGCAUUCUUCACCAUCCUCGCCCUCAUGGUCGCCGUCUACAAGGCGGUGUGCGGCAUGUUCGUUGACCCCGACGACGAUCUCGACAAGAAGGCGGCCGCGGCGAGCGCCACGACGUCCGCCGCCCCGCCGCCGCCGCCGCCGCCGCCGACCGUCCCCGCCGAGCCGGUCCAGCUCGGGGACGUGACGGAGGAGCAGCUGCGGGCUUACAACGGCUCCGAUCCGAGCAAGCCGCUUCUCAUGGCGAUCAAGGGCCAGAUCUACGAUGUCUCUCGCUCCAGGAUGUUUUAUGGUCCAGGGGGGCCAUAUGCCUUGUUUGCAGGAAGAGAUGCGAGCAGGGCGUUAGCAUUAAUGUCGUUUGAUCCAAAAGAUCUUACGGGGAACAUUGAGGGGCUGAGUGAGUCUGAGCUUGAAGUUUUGCAGGAUUGGGAAUACAAGUUCAUGGAGAAGUAUGUGAAAGUUGGGGAAAUUGUUCCUGAUGGAGCAAGAACUGGUGUCAAAGAUAAAAGUCUGUGAGAGCUAGGAAAAGCAAAAAUAUGGUGACCGGGAAGCAGAAUGGAAAGCGAAUCCCUCGCUGUAGGUAUGAGUUGGCUUCGCUUUCACACUUUUCCUGGUAUUAGAUGAGAUGAUGUUGAGGUAUUACUUGAUGAGCUUGAGCUGAAUGUGCACUGUAUGUACUUGUUGCCGAAUAAUAUAGCUUGAAAGUAAUAUAUGUCAAGCAAGGCAUUCUUCAUAUCGACUGGACAAAAUGCCUUUGGUCUUCAAGGAA